Molecule: messenger RNA, 1408 nt
Organism: Nicrophorus vespilloides
Lineage: Eukaryota; Metazoa; Arthropoda; Insecta; Coleoptera; Silphidae
Gene: TSG101
Product: tumor susceptibility gene 101 protein
Exons: 7
Coding region: 86-1243 (385 amino acids)
Biological process (GO): endosome to lysosome transport; protein transport; protein modification process
Cellular component (GO): ESCRT I complex
Molecular function (GO): ubiquitin binding
Source: RefSeq, a predicted model, not a curated record
UAGUGUCAACUUGACGUUUGUGUAUGAUUCACCCAAAUAGGCACUUAUUGUUGUGAAUUUCACUGAAUUGUUUGUGUUCGUAAAAAUGGAAGAGGAACUGAAAAAUUGGCUUGUUUAUUAUCGCAAUGCGGAUCACACCAGGAGGGAUGUUUUGAGGGUGUCGAGGGAGUAUCUGGGGUUGAACCCGUGCAGGGAUACCUACAAUUUCAACGAUGGCAGUCAACUGGAAUUGGUCAAUCUAAAAGGAACGAUUCCUGUCCCAUACAAAGGGAUCAUUUACAAUAUACCGAUACUCAUUUGGUUGAUGGACACACAUCCACAGAAUGCACCAAUAUGUUAUGUAAAACCUACCGCGGACAUGUCGAUCAAAGUUUCAAUGUUCGUUGAUCAAAAUGGAAAGAUUUAUUUGCCUUAUCUGCAUGAUUGGGUUCCACAUGAUUCAGAUCUGCUAGGAUUGAUACAUGUUUUGAUAUGCACAUUUGGGGAACAUCCACCAGUAUUUGCAAAGUCUAAAGAGCAGGUGCAGCCUUUACCUUACCCAAAAGAUAAUAUGCUUCCUCAUGGUGCAGGCAGCAGUAUGUCCCAAUACAGACCGCCGUCUUAUCCAGUCCAAACGCCGCAAACUGGCUACAAUUAUAAUAUGCCAUACGUUCCUACACCGGGCUACCCUCCGUACGGUGCAUUCCCUACCCCUUAUCCAGCUUAUCCAACGCCAGUUGCGAAUAAUGCAGGGACUAUUAAGGAUGAGCACAUCAAGGAAUCUUUACUCAGCGCGAUCGAGGAGAAGCUCAUGAGGCGAAUGAACGAGCGCUUCCAGCAGAACCAAGCGGAAAUGGACACUCUUCAGAGGACUUUGCAGGAGCUGAAGCAAGGCAAAAUGAAACUUGAUGGUAUUUUGGAGCAGUUAACUAAAGAAAAGAAUGAUCUUGAUAAGAACAUAACUGUGUUGAAAGACAAAGAGCAGGAAUUGGAUAAGGCCAUCGAGAGGUUGAGUAAUCAAGAAUCCAUCGAUGUUGAUGACGCUGUUACGACAACCGCACCAUUAUACAAACAAUUGUUGAAUGCUUUUGCUGAAGAGGCAGCUUUGGAGGAUGCAAUCUAUUACAUGGGUGAGGCUCUGAGAUGUGGGGUCAUUGAUUUGGAUGUGUUCCUAAGGCAAGUGAGAACGUUGUCCCGCAAACAGUUCAUGCUCAGGGCUUUAAUGCAGAAGUGUCGCCAGAAGGCCGGCCUGGCGCCCGUCUAACUUAUAAGAGGAAUAACAUUUAUUUAUAUAUAUAUAGAGUUAUAUAAAUAUCACUUGCUUAUUUCGUUGGAUAUGAAUUCACAUGUAAUCAGUCUCUUUUUAAACACUGUAAAAUCAGAAAUUAUGUAAUAUUUUAUUUCCAAAUAAACACAAUAUAUAUUUUAA